Messenger RNA from Brassica napus (rape), 2879 nucleotides. Its product is annotated as glutathione S-transferase T3-like. Bases 1693 to 2460 code for a protein of 255 amino acids. The record is from RefSeq and is a predicted model, not a curated record. NCBI's taxonomy places the organism in Eukaryota, Viridiplantae, Streptophyta, Magnoliopsida, Brassicales, Brassicaceae. The transcript has 3 exons.
CUUAGAGCAGCCCCAUUAGAGGUUUUAGACAGGUUCAUGGGCUCAGUAUCAUAGGGCCGGACCAUUAAAAAUAAAGAUUAAAUGGGUUAUUUCUCGCGACCCGCCCCUUACGAGUGACCCCGUCCGAUACGGGUUCACACCACGUGUCGCGAAUUGAUUGGAGACGCGGCGUCGACGUCACGCGGUGGAAAGGGGAGAGAGAUUCAUUUCUCUCUUUUGUCUCGAAAACUCUAGGGUUUCUUCCUCCCGGCGAAACCCCGUGCGACGACGAUCUCUGUCCCUAUUUCUCGAAUUUGCUCCAUCGAUUCGACGAGUUAUUGUCUCCUCUACUAACAGAGGUGGGUCUCGACUGGAAUCUCCUUUAUAUUGAUGUCGUUUUGGUUUCGAAAUCGAGUUAGGGGAAAUUUCAAUUUUUUUUUUUACGAUUUAGGGUUCGAAAUCGAGAAGGGUUUUGAUUUAAUGCUGUAUUACCUCGUCUACGGGUUCGAUUUAUAGUUUUAAGGUUCGAUUCUCGCGGAUUGGAAAUCGAAAAGGGUUUUUCGAGUUAGGGUUCAAAAUAGAAUUUGGGGGUUUCGAUAAGUGGGUUUAGAUCUUGUACUGGGUUCGAUUCACGGUUUUGACUACUUUUGUCUCAAUCGAUUCACGGUUUUGAUUAUUUUUGAUUCAAUAGAAAAGGGUUAAUCAAUUUCAUUUCUCUGUUUCAGAUGGAUCCCUCAGCCGAGAUAACAGAUUUUAAGAGGAAGCAGGAGUUCAUCGACCACCUGUACAACGUUGCCGAUUCGUCAUAUGGGAUGCCGACAAGCUGUCCGUGUGGUGGUAGAAUCAUCGACGAGGUUCGGGUGAAGGAGGAGUACGACACGCGUCCCGGGAAGCGCUUCUUCAGCUGCAUAAACUACGAGGCUGAUGGGUUGCAUUACCGUCAGCCUUGGGUUAUAGGUGUCCAGGAGGAGAUGGUACGCAUGCGUGAGCGUGUGGAUGAGGCUGUUGAGAUCAUCAAAUGUGUGCCCAUUCUCACUAAACAGAUCGACAGUCUUGAGGCACAGGUUAAGAGGCUCACAUUGCUGCUUGAUAAGCUCACUGGUGACGUCUAUAACCUCACAGUCCAGGCGGCUGCUCUGGAGAAGGCCUGUUUCGACUGAAACAGAACAGGUAAACUUUCAACUCGAGUAGGAACUGUUUCCGUGUGGAACUUGAGUAGGAACUGUUUCCGUGUAGAGUAGAAACUGAGACUUAACUAGGAACUUGAGUAGGAACUGUCUAUAAUACAUUAGGAACUUGAGUAGGAACUGUUUCCGUGUAGAGUAGAAACUGAGACUUAACUAGGAACUCGAGUAGGAACUGUUUCCGUGUGGUUACUUGCUUCCUCUGGUUGAACUGAGAGUUAACUUGUUCAUUAAAUAUCUAGAGUAGGGAGUGUAGUAGUACUUCAUUAAAUAUCUAGUACUAGUUUGGUUCCUCUGGUUGGUUGCUGUGAUGAAUGCGCUUAAAUUGCUGUGUCUUAAACGUUUUAGAGUUUUUUAGAAUUGAUUUGAUGUGUAAUGAAUGUCUGUGAACAAGUUGUUGUCUAAUUAAGUGUAAUGAAUGUUUGGUAGUUAGGAAACCACCCGUAACUCAAACGCAAGUAGUUCUUUAAAAAAUACAUAAUCCUUUUUAAAACUUCUAACAAACAACAAAACACAACCCCAAACCAAAAUGGAUACGUUUUCACAAAGUUCUCCCGGUUUUGUGAACCUAUUAUCUUCCCAGUCCAGUAAAACCGUAGAAGUAGGGUCGUCUGAGGUUCCUAAACCGGCUGGUGAAAGGAGAAAGUGGACGACUCAAGAAGACAUUAUCCUCAUCAGUGCCUGGUUAAACACAAGCAAAGAUCCCAUAGUUAGUAACCAGCAGAAACUAGGGUCGUUUUGGAGAAGAAUAGAGGAUUACUUUAAUGCAAGCGCUCAGCUAGGUGGCUUUCUACCUAGAGAGUGGAGUCAGUGUAAGCAGAGGUGGGGAAGGGUGAAUGAACAAGUGUGUAAAUUUGUGGGAAGCUAUGAGGCAGCAUUGAAGGAGCAAUCAAGUGGGCAGAACGAGAACGAUGUCAUGAAGUCAGCUCAUGACAUCUUCUUUAACGACCACCAGGCGAAGUUUGCACUUGAACACGCGUGGAGGGAGCUGAGGUAUGAUCAGAAGUGGAGAUCGAACUCUAUAUCAAGAGAUGGUGGAAAGGCGAAAAUGAAGGAAGCUGCGGAGACGGUGCCUGACUCGGAUGAGGCUAGGCCUCCUGGCGUUAAGGCUUGCAAAGCAGCCAAACGCAAGAAGCCUGGCAAUGAAGCUGCAUUUGAUCGCCUGGAGAUCAUUCUAGAGAAGAAACAGAAUAUUUCGAAACAGAAAAUACUUGAUCGUCUCCUCUCUAAGAACAUAGCUACUCUAACUGAAGCUGAGGUCGCUUUGAAGGACAAACUUGUUUCUGAGAUGCUUUAGGUUGUUUAGUUGAAAAUUUCUUGAACUCUUUGUUUGCUUCUUUACUUGCUUUGAUAAUUUUACAACUGCUUUUGUUGACUUGAAACUUAUAUUCUUCUGUGUUAUUUUGCAGGUGAAAGGAUCUGUGGGGCCGUUGGUCACGGGCAUAUGGGAGAUAAAGUCUGGACUUGAUGGGUUUUGUAGGUGUCACGGGUAUUGUAGUAGUAGUAGUUCACGGGUUGUUCAUGUAGUUGUAGUACUACAUGUAUCUUUUGGGUCGCAGCAGGUCAGUGUUUGUACUAGACACUAGUGAUGAACUUGGUGUCACGGAUUGUAAUAUGAAGUGUAGUAUUUUGUUUGUCUCUACACUUCACGGGACUUGUAAAAGUUUGUUAUAAAAAGGACAAGUAUUUCAUGUCUCUCAUAUAUGUUCUCUUCUC